This is a messenger RNA of Abrus precatorius (Indian licorice), 641 nucleotides long. Its product is annotated as non-specific lipid-transfer protein 8. Gene Ontology annotation, biological process: lipid transport. The transcript is spliced from 2 exons. The record is from RefSeq and is a predicted model, not a curated record. Bases 127 to 474 code for a protein of 115 amino acids. NCBI's taxonomy places the organism in Eukaryota, Viridiplantae, Streptophyta, Magnoliopsida, Fabales, Fabaceae. Gene Ontology annotation, molecular function: lipid binding. Gene Ontology annotation, cellular component: membrane.
GUUUCUUGCACUCAUUCACCUAGAUAAUCAAACCCAACUUUACUUGCAAAUUUUAGUUUCCUUUGAAAGUCCUAUAAAUGGUGAACAAGAAGAAAUGCAAAUCAUCAUCAAUUCCUUUGAGCAACCAUGAUGAAGUCUUCAGGUGCAUUUGCUACCCUUGUGAUUCUCAUCCUUCUUGCUUCAACUUCAGAGGCUGCAAUUUCAUGCAGUGAUGUGAUUAAGGACUUGAGGCCAUGUGUGAGUUACUUGGUGAGUGGUAGUGGACAACCACCAGCUGCUUGUUGCAGUGGAGCUAAAGCUCUUGCUUCUGCUGCAUCAACCUCUGAGGAUAAAAAGACUGCUUGUAACUGCAUCAAAUCCACUUCCAAGAGCAUCAACAUAAAUUCACAAUUGGCUCAGGCUCUUCCAGGGAAUUGUGGAAUAACACUUUCCAUCUCUAUCUCCCCCAAUGCUGAUUGCUCCAAGAUUGGUUGAAACUUGGAACUUGGAAUUGGAGGCUGUUGCAGAGCAUGUUGAACAUUUUUCUACUACAUAUAUAUAUGGGAAUAUAAAAUAUUUUGUAAUAAACAGGAAUCUACCUAUGUGGAUUUCUUUAUUAUGUCUAUCUUUUUUGUUUUCAAUAUGUUGCUUCAAUGUUGUUU